This is a messenger RNA of Fragaria vesca subsp. vesca, 2401 nucleotides long. RefSeq lists its product as uncharacterized. Lineage: Eukaryota; Viridiplantae; Streptophyta; Magnoliopsida; Rosales; Rosaceae. The record is from RefSeq and is a predicted model, not a curated record. The transcript has 3 exons. Bases 116 to 2401 code for a protein of 761 amino acids.
GUUGUUUGGUAGUGUGUGAGUCUCAAGUCUGACAAACACACUCCCAGCUCAGUUCUGCUUCCAUUGAUUAAUCUUCCAACUUGAAACCCAAAGCAGUUUUGGAUCCCAAAUCAAAAUGUUGGUCCAAGACCGCUCAAUCCCAAAAUCCUCCAAACUCAUUCUCAACCAUCACUUGCUUCAACCCAAAACCUUCAUCUUCCCCAAAUGGGUCUCCUUCAGUCUCUUCAAGAUCGCCACCAUUUCACUCCUGGCCUUCACCAUUGCCGUCUUCUUCUUCCUCUACAACAACAAUGACUCCCCCACCACCUUCCUCUGUUUUAAAUCCAAAUCCCACUCCAACAUCCCCAAACCCAUUUCACUUCCCAGACUCAACUUCAACUCCAUCCCUCCCAUUUCUGAUAAGUCCUCCAAAUUCUCUGUUUUCAGCUCUGAAAAAUGGAUUGUGGUCUCUGUUUCGGAUCAUCCAUCGGAUUCGCUUCGAAAGCUAGUCAGGAUCAAAGGCUGGCAAGUUCUUGCAAUUGGGAAUUCAAGGACUCCAUUGGAUUGGAGCCUCAAGGGAGCUAUAUACUUGUCAAUGGAGGACCAAGCUAAGCUGGAGUUUCGUGUUUUGGAGUAUCUUCCUUAUGAGUCUCACCUAAGGAAGAGUGUUGGGUACCUUUUCGCCAUUCAGCAUGGGGCGAAAAUGAUAUUCGAUGCUGAUGAUCGAGGCAAUGUGGUUGAUAAUGAUCUUGGUAAGCACUUUGAUUUGAAGCUGUCAAAGGCAAAUGUAAUGCAGGAGAGGAUUUUGCAGUACGGUAAUGAGAACCCCAAUAGAACAGUUGUGAAUCCAUACAUUCAUUUCGGGCAACGGUCUGUUUGGCCUAGAGGUUUGCCUUUGGAAAAUGUAGGUGAAAUUGGGCAUGAAGAGUUCUAUGGGGAAGUGUUUGGAGGAAUGCAGUACAUUCAGCAGGGGAUAUCCAAUGGCUUACCGGAUGUGGAUUCGGUUUUUUACCUCACUAGGAGGUCAGGGUCGGAAGCAUUUGAUAUAAAGUUUGAUGAGCAUGCUCCAAAAGUAGCUUUACCACAAGGUAUGAUGGCGCCUUUGAAUUCUUUUAAUACAUUGUUCCAUUCCAAUGCAUUUUGGGGUUUAAUGCUACCUGUUUCGGUUAGUACAAUGGCUUCUGAUGUCUUGAGGGGUUAUUGGGCACAAAGACUGUUGUGGGAAAUUGGUGGUCAUGUUGUUGUUUAUCCUCCUACUGUAUAUAGAUAUGAUAAUGUUGAAGCAUAUCCAUUUACAGAAGAGAAGGAUUUUCAUGUAAAUGUGGGUCGAUUGAUCAAGUAUUUAGUUAGUUGGAGAUCUGGUAAGGUCAAGUUUUUUGAUAGAAUCUUGGAAUUAAGUUUUUUAAUGGCAAAAGAAGGGUUUUGGACUGAGAAGGAUGUGAAGUUCACUGCGGCUUGGCUUGAAGAUUUGCUUGCUGUUGAGUAUGUUCAGCCGAGGCUGAAGGCCAUAAAACUGGAUCAGCUUAGACCGACCACCAUUAGUCAUGCAGAUAGGAAGGAAUUUGUUCCUCUUAAAUUACCGUCUGUGCAUCUUGCAGUUAAGGAAUCCGAAACAGUGAAUUAUGAGAUUGGGAACUUAAUUCGCUGGAGAAAGUAUUUUGGCAAUGUUGUUGUGGUCAUGUAUGUCAGUGGGCCUGUGGAGCGAACUGCAUUAGAGUGGAAAUUACUUUAUGGUAGGGUGUUUAAAACUGUGGUGAUAUUGUCCGACAGUGCUAAAGCAGAUUUAGGUGUGGAGCAAGCCACACUGGACCAAGUAUACAAGUACCUUCCCAUAAUAUUUGAUAGGUUUGCCACUGCAGAAGGAUUCUUGUUCCUCCGGGAUAAUACCAUUCUCAACUACUGGAACUUACUACAAGCAGAUAAAGCUAAGCUGUGGAUCACUGACAAGGUGCCUCAGUCUUGGACAACAUUCUCAACUGAGGGAAAAGGCUCAGAAUGGUUUUCUAAACAAGCAGACAUGGUAAAGAAAGUUGUCCGCACCAUGCCAGUUCAUUUACAGGUCAACUACAGGGCAAGUGGCUCAAGUAAGCAGAGUCUCAAGGUCUGCAAUUCGGAGGUGUUCUAUAUUCCUCGACAAUUUGUCGGGGACUUUGUAGAUCUUGUAGGUCUCGUUGGCAAGUUGGCCAUCCAUACUAAGGUAGCCAUGCCCAUGUUUUUCAUGGCAAUGGAUUUGCCUUAUAAGUAUGACUCUGUGCUCAAUACAAUGAUUUAUAAGCCAGAGGCAUCAUUUAGCAACUAUUCAAGCAUUUAUUCGGCCCAAGUCCCAGCCGUUUACCCAUGGACAGUUUCCAGUGAGUUAGAAUUUGUUGAACUCAUAAGAUCCAUGGCAACCGGUGAUCCACUUCUAAUGGAGCUAUUUUAA